AUGCAAUCAAGAAACAAAUCCCGUCCAUACAGGCUUGCAUCUCCAACACAAUCGAAUAAACUCACACCAUUAUCAGAUGAUUCGCUAUCAGAGAAAACUUCUCAAUCCCAUCGAAAACGGCGUCCACGUUCAGCAUUUACUUCCUACGAAUCACCACCGCAUUCCUCACGCGUCGAUUCAACACCAUCAGCAACACCAUCAGUCUAUCUAAUCGAACUGAAAAAUUCCAAUCGUCCAACGAAUUCUUAUGGUUUAACUAAGACAAUAACUUAUGUCUGGAGAAACAAUCAUCAUCAUCAACAACAGCAACAACAUCGAAAAGAAGAUGAUGUCAAUACGUAUCCAAAAUACUCUGUUGAACAAGUACCACCUAUUCUCGAUGACAGCAAACGUACAGUACCUGUACGAUCCCGACAUGUCACAUUGCAACGUGGCAAAACGGACUGUUGGCAGAGUAAUCAAAUCACAACUAGUUCAAUACUAACUUCGACAUGCCAAAAUCAAACGGGUUCAGCAUCGAAUUUACUCUCGCCCAUUCUACAUACCAAACAAAACGAACCCAAACAUCGAACAAAGUCCUCUGGUCAUGUUAUAUCAAUCACAACAACCAAACGCCAACAGCCAUCGUUAUUGAACGAACGACAAAACACCGAAUGGAAUGUCGAAGAUGAUGGAAAACACAUUCGCUAUUCAAACUUGAAAUGGUAUAGUGCUGAUCAGUUACAAAAACCAGAACGAUUAAUGAUUAAACCACGAACGAAACGACGAUAUCAAACAUCAGACAGUGCUACGGACACCGGUUCCGCCAGUGACCAACACAAUCAAUCAGCUCCACCGAUUUUACAGCAUGAAUUUGACACGCCUGUAACUAAUGAAAAACAUGAAGGUAAGAACAGAGAAAAAGGAUGUUAUUCUAAGCCAAGUGUGGUUCUGUCUACUUCCUCGAUCGAUGAUUAG
This is a messenger RNA of Adineta ricciae, 957 nucleotides long. Lineage: Eukaryota; Metazoa; Rotifera; Eurotatoria; Adinetida; Adinetidae. The record is from the annotation of a GenBank genome assembly.